AUGAGAUGGGCUUUGUCUACAACUGCAACUCAUGCUGGCAGAUUGAGCAACUUCUGGGCUUUAUCUACAACUGCAGAUGAGAUGGCUUUGUCUACAACUGCAACUCACGCUGGCUUUGUCUACAACUGCAACUCACGCUGGCUUUGUCUACAACUGCAGAUGAGAUGGCUUUGUCUACAAUUGCAACUCAUGCUGGCUUUGCCUACAGCUACAACUGAUGCUGACUUUAUCUACAACUACGACAACUGGUGCCUAUCCACAACCAAAACACUCUCCAUCCACACCUACAACCACAACGGAAUUUUACAACCACAACAGACUCCACCAACACCUACAACCACAACCGACUCCAUCUACAACCACAACCGAAAUUCACAACCACAACAGACUCCACCAACACCUACAACCACAACCGACUCCAUCUACAACCACAACCGAAAUUCACAACACAACAGACUCCACCAACACCUACAAACCACAACAGACUCCACCAACACAACCACAACAGACUCACCAACACCUACAACCACAACAGGACUCCCAUCCACAACCCCAACUGUCUAUCCACAACCACAACCGACUCCACCUACAACCCCAACUGAACUCACAACCACAACUGCCUUUAUCUCCAGCUGCGACUGCUGA
Penaeus vannamei (Pacific white shrimp) is the source of this 645-nucleotide messenger RNA. NCBI's taxonomy places the organism in Eukaryota, Metazoa, Arthropoda, Malacostraca, Decapoda, Penaeidae. The record is from RefSeq and is a predicted model, not a curated record.